AUGUCGGAGACACAGCUCUUAAAGGCCAAACAGGCCAAAUUAAAGGAAAAUGAAAAGAUGUUAGACUAUGAAUCUCAGACACAGGCCUGGCACAGGAGCUGCCCACUGGGCUCUUCUGCCAUCGACAGACCACAGUGGCUACAGACAAGCGAGUGCCCCUGUUUGCAUCCUGGCACAUCACCUUCAGCUGAAAUCAAUGGGGUUAUUAAAAACAAGGGCAGUUCUUCGAAACAAGAGACAACAGCAGUUUCUGCAGUUGUUUUACGCGAUCAUCAGAUACACAGACAUCAGCUCCAGGAUCUUUCCUUAGCAGAUUCUUCUAAGCCAAGGACAAGGAAUACCAAGAACAUUUACAAACCUAUGAAUAAAGAAGUGGUCAGAGCAGUAGUAGACCAAGAAAAAAGCACUUGCCACAAAACCAAGGAAGAUGCAGGAAAGGAGUUUGUUCUUGAUCCCAGUCCUCCACAGCUAAUGUUAGCUCAGAAAUUAAGCUUAGUUGAGCUUCCUUCCUUGCCAGUAGCUGCUGAAGAAGUUGUAAAAGUAAAGCAGAGAUCCAUACAGCGUGGAGACACCAUACGGCCUUGUGCAAUAUGCAGGGAAGAAUUUGCACUUCAGCCUCAAGUGCUGCUUUCAUGUUCUCAUGUAUUCUAUGAAACAUGCUUGAAAGCCUUUGAAAAAUUUACAGAAAAGUCUUGUCCUAUGUGUAGAACAGAGCAGUAUCUGACCAGAGUAAUACAUGAUGGGGCACGCUUGUUUAAAAUGAAGUGUACUAGCAGAACUCUAGCUUCCUGGAGGGGAUAUAUUGUUAGAAAAUGGUAUAAAACGAGAAAAUCAGUGUGUCCUAAAGAUAGCAAAUUAAGAAAGCAAUUCUUUAAGGUCAAGUUUUAAGAAAUCAGCAAUCAACUAUUGAGUUCUUAGGACAUCAAUCUAGCUGAAUUUUUUUCUGAGCAAUCAGUUUUCAAGACAGACUUCUACUUUCUUGUUCCACAUUAUUGUUCAUAUUUGUUUUAUCAUACCUGUCUUCAAGCAUUUGCAGAGUUUUCCUUGGGAGAGUGACAUAUUUGUCCUUUAUUUCACUCAUUAUCAAAAGAAAAUCCUCAACUGUUGAUACAUGUUGAGGAGCGGCU
This is a messenger RNA of Athene cunicularia (burrowing owl), 1127 nucleotides long. RefSeq names its product ring finger protein 32 (gene RNF32). Gene Ontology annotation, molecular function: protein binding. Lineage: Eukaryota; Metazoa; Chordata; Aves; Strigiformes; Strigidae. The record is from RefSeq and is a predicted model, not a curated record.